Messenger RNA from Exaiptasia diaphana, 661 nucleotides. Its product is annotated as potential E3 ubiquitin-protein ligase ariadne-2. The transcript has 4 exons. The record is from RefSeq and is a predicted model, not a curated record. NCBI's taxonomy places the organism in Eukaryota, Metazoa, Cnidaria, Anthozoa, Actiniaria, Aiptasiidae. The coding region runs from base 113 to 646 and encodes 177 amino acids.
CUCUCUGUUUUCAUGAAGAUCACAACACAAGACAAAGAUGGCAAUUCUACGAUAGUCCUACAUUUACACGAGAAAAUUGAACUUUUAGAGGCGUCUUAACUGUACAGAAACGAUGUCGUUUGAGCAGGAAGACAUCGAAGAAGCCAUGGACGCCGAUUCUAGUGAUUAUGGUGACGACGAUGAUGAUGAUGAGGAUGAUUACUACACGAGAAAUGACGGAGAAGACGAGGGAAUUGAUCCAAAUCARGAGGAAGACCCUGAGAAUUUUGAUUAUUCCUUGUUAUCUGUCGACGAAACGAUGGAGUUAUUGGGCUCGAUGGUGGCAAAAGCUAGCAARGAUAUGCAGAUACCUCAUCAUUUAGCACGUUUACUGUUGGUUGCCUACUCUUGGGACGUUGGYAAACUUCUAGAGAGGCACAGAGUUGAUCCUGCUGGACUGAUGGUGGAUUUACAUCUUGUACCUAAAAAGCAGCCGAGGUCAAUGGUUACAAGAGCAUUUGUUUGCCCAGUAUGUUUCCAGCGAUGCUCCAAAUCCAACGUAACCACAUUGUCAUGUGGACAUGGCUUUUGUGAUCUCUGUUGGAAUGCUUACUUAACUAAUCAAAUACAGAAUGGAGUUUCUACAAGUAAGUUAAAUAAUUUAUGAUAUAUCAGACUAAAU